Messenger RNA from Ixodes scapularis (black-legged tick), 4137 nucleotides. RefSeq names its product alpha-crystallin A chain. Gene Ontology annotation, biological process: response to heat; protein refolding. Gene Ontology annotation, molecular function: protein folding chaperone. The transcript is spliced from 2 exons. Bases 794 to 1327 code for a protein of 177 amino acids. NCBI's taxonomy places the organism in Eukaryota, Metazoa, Arthropoda, Arachnida, Ixodida, Ixodidae. The record is from RefSeq and is a predicted model, not a curated record.
AACUGAUCACCUAACUAGCUAACUAACUGCCGAACUAACUAAUCAACUUAUCCAACAAACUACCGAACUAACGAAUCAACUAACCAACCAACCAACUAGCUAACCAGCUACCGAACUAACUAAUACGCUAUAGCCACUACCUAAAAUAGAUAACCAAGUAUCUUUCUUCGUUCUUUUUUCUAAUGUGUUUAUUCCUCUACCCUUCGGUGUCAUCGUAACUCUCUUUUCUCAUCAGUUUUCACUUUCAGGUUCGGGAGUAGAGCAGCGCUGUUUAAAGGCAGCCCCCCGCAAGUUUAUUUAUUUUCUCUAUCUUUCCUUUAAAUGUGUCUGCAACACGGUUUUGUUUCUCCCGCGGAACCAUAGAUUGAUCGGUAAUUUUAAACCAAAUGAAGGACGAAAGAGUCAAGCGUCCAUGACGGUCAGAAAUACGCUGUAUUUCACGCUGCGUUUACUCUAAAAACAAGCAAAACUCAACGAAAAAAGAAAAACAGUCCGGCGGCCAAUGUACCGCGGAGAGGGUUAUUCCGGCAGUAAACAGGGUGCGACACCGAUAGUAUUCUUUCCAAGCUUUCUCCCGCCUCCCUCUUUCCGAACCGCCCGCCACGUGAGGAGCAAUUUUGGCCGGGGUUCGCCAAACUGCCCGGGCCCGGUGUCGGCGCGCUUUCCCGGAAAGGAGCUCGGGCCGGAGCUUCCCCGGCGCUGUCGUCACACCCCGCAAAUAGCGGCCGUGUAGCCCGGGCUCAACGGGCAGCAGUGGCGGGUUUUCCCCCGGCGGCAGCGGACAGACAGCGCGAUGGCCUUCUCGUCGCGGAGCCUCGUGCCUUCGACGCCCUGGCUGCCCCACGGCGACUGGUGGGACUCGUGGGAGGUGCCCAGCAGCCGCCUCCUGGACCAACACUUCGGUUCGCCGCUUCUCGACGACGAGCUGCGGCUGGUGCGGCCGAGGCUGGCCAGGCCUUUCCGCCGCCAGCUGUCCAAGGGAGGCGUGUCCGAGCUCCGCAAUGAAUCCGACGCCUUCCAGGUGAUGCUGGACGUGAGUCAUUUCAGCCCCGAGGAGAUCACGGUAAAGACGGUGGACCGGUCCAUCUGCGUGAUGGCCAAGCACGAGGAGCGCAUGGACGAACACGGCUACGUGUCCAGGGAGUUCUCGCGCCGCUACCUGCUGCCGGCCGACGUGGAUCCGCAGAACGUCACGUCCACGCUGACUGCCGACGGUGUGCUCACCGUCACGGCGCCCAAGAAGCCCGCCCUGUCGGCAAAUGAGCGCUUAGUGCCCAUCACCGUCCAGGGCGGACCCGCUGUGCUGCCCGUGCAGCACGAGCCUUGACCGCGACGGGACGAGGCCCUCCGCCAACAUCCAAUACACUCGGUUGCAGGUUAAAAAAAGCGGGACAAGCUUCUCCCAAAAAGUCUUCCACUUUUUCCACUUCAGCGAAGCCAAGGCUGGAGGAAGCGAGUGGUGAGGGGGGAACUACCAAUCAUGACGAGCAGAGAGCUUUGUGGGAGGGGCUCGCCCUGCUCUUCUUAACCUGCAACAGACUACUCGCAGCUCCGCCCUACAGAUGGCGGGGAAUCGAAAGAUGGCGGAAGAGACGGGGGUAUAGAUUCUCCAGGAUUUCCCGUGCGCCUGCUCUUUGACGCUGGUCAGUGCGUUAAAAAUUAAUUUCCUUGGCUACAAAUAUGAAGCGGUCAGGGCAGGAACAUUACACAGGAGACGGAGAUGUUGACGGACGUUAAGAAAAUCUAAAGGUUGAUUUUUAAAUGUCGCGGAGUUGAACUAGUCAAUUCCUAUUAACGCACUCGCCUCUUUCGUUAAAACUGCAUUAGGUACGAACACGCCGACGAGAACCAUGCGGUAACAGCAACACCAAGGCUGACAAUCCUUGCUACCGUCUUCGCCAUCGUACCCGCUCCUCUGGUUCUUCGUUCGUCCGUGAGAGGGCGAGCGACGGGAUGGAGUUGCGAAUAGAUAACAAGGUAAACACCACCUAGAAUAAUCGAGGCCUACGAAUAGCCUCCUCUUCGUCUAUGGAAGCCGUCAUCACAGUUUCAGCUUAACUCCAGAUGCAACAGACGCCACGAGCCAAUGGAGCCAAUCAAAUAGCUUCAGAAGUGUAAGUCACUAGGCCUUCCUUGUAAAUGAUUGGUCCAGCGAUGAUAGAGAACGUGCAUAACCAAGGCGAAAACCACGAUGGUGCGCUUUUGAAGCUGUUUGAUUGGUCCCAUCAGCUUGUGGCAACUUGAGCUUAAGUCCAACGCCGAACGUUCUUCGAUGCAUUGAUUGAACACGAGGCUCAGUGGAACGCUGGUGCAGCAGUGUCUAAUCUGUGCGUGCGCUCGAUCUCACUUUGAUGAGGUUGAAAUUCUAAUGCGCAGAUUUUGAUUGUAAUAGGUGGUAUUCACAGGGCCUGCAUUUCCUGCGUAAACCAGCGGAGGCCAGCGCGGGGCUCAAAUUGAAUACCUGUGAUCAUUCGGCCGUGUUGGCCCAGUGUGUUCGACGGAUGAAGGCGCGAGUCCCACCCGAAAGCUGACGCUGCACUCUUGUCCAAUCUCUGCCCUCGCUGGCCUCAAUUAGGUGACGUAGAAAAUUGAUCUCUACGGCCUUGCCAUAAAUAGGUGCCCUGAGGAGGUUUCUGAGAUCGCCUAAAUGUGUCGCAAUAACUCACUUUGCGAGCUCUAAGGAUCCAAAUCAUAACAAUGUACGGCCGAUUUCUCUUAAAAAAAAGCAAUCAAAUAUCGAACACACCUCAUCUCCGGCAAUGGGAGAUAACCUCGGUUGUUCGAGGGUUCCGGCAGCCAGAGCGACUGUGACCAAUGAAAACGGGACAUCACGAAAUGUGUAUGCUUCUGUAGAUAAUAAAUGUAAAAAAGAAUGGUCGAAAAAUGGUAAUUUUUUUGCGGACAGGGAACAUAAUAUUGCAAUAAUCGUUUCAAAAACAGCGCGCACUGUUUAUGUUUUUAUUUAUUUAUUUAUUUUCUGCGGGAGUAAUGUACCCGGUCGUCAGCUAACGAGCGCGCGCUCGCUUGGUUCAAUCCGGUUCAAUCGUAGUCCGGACUGUGUAUGGGCAACGAGCCGCGCGGACUCGAGAUAUCACUUCGCGGUUCCACCGGUUAGAGGCGCGAGGAACCCUGACUCGCUAUUGGCUGACCGUGGUUCUGGUUUCUGAACAUGCUCCUUCCAUAGCCGGGGAUGACUUCGGUGUGUUGCGAUCUUUGAUUGCUUUUUUUUAAUAGGGUAAUCGGCCGCGUAUCGUCAUGAUUUGGGCAUUUCUUGGAUGCAGAGUGAGUUAUGGUCAUAUUCAGGCGAUAUCAGAAACCUCCCGAGGGCACCUUUAAGAGGUAUUUACUAUACCAGCACAACCUACAAUAACCGAAGCCCGGGAGCAGCCUUUUCUACCUCUAUGUAUAACGUCGUCGUACUCAGAUGGUGCCAAAUCAGCAAUAUACUUUUUUUUUUUAAAUAUUGCGCGCUAUCUAGGCGGUGCUCAGCAAAUAAUCCGAGUCCGCCAUUGUUUGGGCACGUGCACCAAUCACGUAUUGAACACAAUGGCUGCGUGAUAGUACGGUGUGAUCUCGGAUUCAAUCGCAGGCUCCGUGCACAAGAAAUGGCGACCGCCAGUGUUGCUUGAUGGGGCUUGGGAAAGGGUCUAUUGGGCCCGAGCCGACGUCGAGCGUUCUUCGAUACAUUGACCGGACACAGGGUGUUUGGUUUGUGUCUGUGCUCAAUUUCACCGCGAUGACGCCGAAAUGGUGGUGCAGGGGCCUCGAUGAUUCUAGGUGACGUUGACUCCAGCCGCCCCAAGGUCGUCAGCGAAGUGGAAGGUAUACGCACGCUGUUCAGCUAGCGACGCGCUCGAACGGCCAGUAUACACGUUUGAGGAGAGCCGGUGUAUAGUGCGAGGCCCUCCACCGAAGCCACGAGCCGCAGCUUCUACUCCACUGCCAGCUUAGGAGUGGUAAUGGACCAUUCGAUACGGGACGCGAGAUUUUACAACGUCCACUUACUGGCACUCUCUUUUGUACCGGCGGUGCUGGAACUUCCUGUUGGCGGCAAGCUACAGUGCCACCGCAUGUUGGUCUACACGCCAAUCCAAUGAAUUUACUACGUGGAAAGUAAUAAAACGAGUAAACUUCAAA